GUGAACUCGAGCGCUGCCUCUGCUGGUAGUUGUGCGCGAGGAACUCCCGAACUACUCCGGCAACCCGUUAUAACGGUCGACAUGGCGACCGAGGAAAUAACCAAGCGUUUUCUUAAGAAAAGAUGAAGAUAGCUGAUACUCAGUGAAGAAUGAGCGAGUUUCAGGUUUCACACCAUGUGAUGAUCACCCGGGACGUGUGAACUUAUUUAAGAACUCCUGUGUUCAGAAGAUUUUUUGAUUCCAGUGGAAUCUUUCAUCCCCCCCCACCCCAAUCUAUUAUUUCCUUUUUGUUAAAUGACACACCCAAUCACACAUACACCUGCACGCACACCCAGGAGAAGCGCCCUUGUUUACAUGUAGAACAACCUCGCUACAAUGCCUGUACAAGCUCCACAAUGGACAGAGUUUUUACUGUGCCCAAUAUGCACCCAGACGUUCGAGGAGACAGUGCGUCGGCCCAUCAGUCUGGGUUGCGGCCACACUGUUUGCAAGAUGUGCCUCAACAAGCUUCAUCGCAAGGCCUGUCCCUUUGACCAGACGGCCAUCAACACCGACAUCGAGCAGCUGCCCGUCAACUCGGCCCUUCUGCAGCUGGUUGGGGGUCAGGUGCCCAAACAGCAACCUGUGGCGCUCAUUGCGUGCCCAGAGGACACCAAGCAUUAUGAUGAGGCUCGGCAGUGCGUUGAGGAGUUGGCCCUCUACCUCAAACCCCUCAGCAGUGCACGAGGAGUGGGGUUGAGUAAUGCUGCUCAGAGCAUGCUGAGCCGCCCCAUGCAGAGGAAGCUGGUGACUCUGGUGCACUGUCAGCUGGUGGAAGAGGAAGGACGGGUCAGGGCCAUGCGGGCGGCCCGCUCUCUGGGCGAAAGAACAGUUACGGAGCUCAUUCUGCAGCACCAAAACCCCCAGCAGCUCUCCUCCAACCUGUGGGCUGCCGUGAGAGCCAGAGGUUGCCAGUUCCUGGGCCCCGCCAUGCAGGAGGAGGCACUAAAGCUGGUGCUGUUGGCUUUGGAAGACGGAUCCGCUCUUUCUAGGAAGGUUCUGGUCCUCUUUGUGGUCCAGAGACUUGAACCGAGAUUCCCUCAGGCCUCCAAAACCAGUAUUGGACAUGUAGUUCAGCUCCUCUACCGUGCCUCCUGCUUCAAGGUGACUAAGAGGGAUGAGGAUUCAUCGCUAAUGCAGUUGAAAGAGGAGUUCCGCACGUACGAGGCACUUCGGCGGGAACACGACUCUCAAAUCGUUCAAAUCGCAAUGGAGGGAGGGCUCCGCAUCGCCCCUGAUCAGUGGUCCUCUCUGCUGUAUGGAGAUCAGUCUCAUAAGUCACACAUGCAGUCCAUCAUCGACAAGCUGCAGACCCCAGCGUCUUUUGCUCAGAGCGUGCAGGAGCUGACCAUCGCCCUGCAGAGGACGGGGGACCCUGCCAAUCUCAACCGGCUAAGACCUCACCUCGAGUUGCUCGCUAACAUCGACCCCAGUCCAGAUGCUCCUCCUCCCACCUGGGAGCAGCUGGAGAAGGGGCUGGUGGCGGUAAAGACGGUGGUGCACGGCCUAGUGGACUUCAUCCAGAACCACAGCAAGAAGGGCGCCGACACGCAGCAGCCUCCCCAGCACAGCAAAUACAAGACAUACAUGUGCAGAGACAUGAAGCAGAAAGGAGGCUGUCCCAGAGGAGCUAGCUGCACAUUCGCUCAUUCUCAGGAGGAGCUGGAAAAGUACCGUAAAAUGAACAAACGUCUUGCUGCGCGAGUGCCCUGCACCCCUGGCCUGCUGCCUGAGGAGGUGAUCCCGCUGGAGCCUGGGCGAAAGGCCCUUACCAACGGCAUUGUUGCUGGUCCUGGGACGCCUCUUCCCCAGCUCAUCCCCAGAGGCACAGACCCCUCCACGUAUGAGCUCUUACUCAAGCCCAAGAUGGAUGGCUCUAGCCACAGUGCUCCUGGGUCGCCACCUGACUCUCUGGAUACAUCUGGCUUGUCCCUGACACCCCACCCUGUGCCUCACCACAGGGCGGAGCACUUACCCAUGCCCAAGCAGGUGCAAGUCGUGCCCAGAGGUGCGCCACAGAUGUAUCCGCAACAGCAGCCCGAGCUCUUCUAUCCAGAGCCAGCCAGACCUGCCUCGGGAUCUCAGUAUGAUACUCAGUACCCAGCAGGCAACCCCUACCCAUACCAACCACAGUAUGUCUCUCCCCGCUACAUCCGUAACCCGCCUCCCCCGGGCGAGUCUGCAGUGCCACCUUACACAGAGCCCUACCCAGGUUACGGCCCAGAAAGCCAAUACCAGGGCCACCACUCUGGUCCCCCUUUCUCAGCCCACACCUAUGGACCGCCCCCCCAUUACAGUCGCAGGCACGGACACUAUCCCGCGCCCCCGCCUCCGUUUGCCCCUCCCAGAGACGACUUGGUCAGGAUGAGCCCGGUUCCCUUGGACGUUCCCCCGACUGCUAUGCCUCCACCUCCAUCAGGAGCUGCAGGUUCUCUGUACCACCCCCAGGAGACCUCAUCCAGAGACAGAUACCCACCGGACGGGUACUAUCCAGCAGGACCGCACCACAGCCAAAUGAGGUCCCACAUAAGAGAUCCAUACAGCCGCCCUCAGCCCAGUCUGGAUGACUUGCAUCGCAGGCGCAAGGAGCUGCUUGUCCAGCUGGAGGAGAGAAAAGUCAUCUCCCCUCCCCCGUUCGCUGCCUCCCCCACUCCUACACACCCGUUCCCCAACGACUACCCUCAGGAGUAUUUGGAGGACGGCUCUAAAGCCUUUGGAAGUCGGGAGCCGGACUAUGCUGGGCAGUAUUCCCCGUGGUCAUGUGACACCAUAGGAUCAUACAUUGGCUCCAAGGAUGCUAAACCAAAAGAUGUCAGUAAUGCUGUGGAGAUGAUGAAUGCAGAGGGAAAAGUUCUGCGUGAACCUCCACUGGACACCCAGCGGCGCUCCGCGGAAGCCAAAGACGACGAUCCCAUCAUUCCCUUUGGUCCUCUGCCCACAGUGUCUCCUUUUGGUGCCAUUUCACGUACCUCUAAAACGGGUUACCAGACCACUGGGCCUGUACAGGCCAUGGCGUCCUCACAGGUCUCGGGCUCCAAACACAUGACAGCAGACUAUCCGUAUGGAAGCCACAGCGGAUGGGGCGGACCGUCGUACCCUCAGCACCAGAGCAUCAACUCUCAGGGACACUUCAGCGAGCGUCUGCCCAUGUCUGCCCCUGACCGCGAGCAGCUCAAGAUUGAGCUCCAGCAAGUCAACCAACAGAUCAGUCAGCAGACCCGCGGGAUGGAGGCUGCCAGUAACUCCAUGCUCCUACAGAGGGAGGCGUGCGCGCUGGCGUCUCAGCCCGCGGCCGGGGUGAAGUGGUCUUCAGGUGGCACUGUGUCCAGUGAGCAGCUCAGCCUGGAGCUUCAUCACGUAGAGCGAGAGAUCGGAAAGAGAACCCGAGAAAUUGCCAUUGAGAACCAGGUGGCCCAUGAGUACAAGCUGAAGGCCACAGAGAACGGGCAGCCUGACCAUAAAGCCCAGCUGGAAGAACUCUCUUUAGCACUGGGCGAGGUGUCUAAUGGAUCCAGUGGCAUGAAGCCAGCCAGUAGUAUGGGUGGAUCUAUGCUCUCGCUGGCCAAUAAGACGUCGUCUCUCUCCCUCUGCUCCGCUGACCAAGCGGCGAGUAGCUCAGACCUUCAAAAGAACGGGGUCGUUCAUUCUUGCUCUUAAGAGUGUAUUCACACACCUACACACACAUUUACGCAGACAACCUCUCCAGAGGUCAAUAUUCCUCCUCGGAGGGCUUUGAAAUUUGUCUCUUGACCAACUCGACCGGUUUCAAGAGGUUUUGCAAGAUGCGUUUUUAAUAAUCAGACGGAG
Rhinichthys klamathensis goyatoka is the source of this 3846-nucleotide messenger RNA. RefSeq names its product ring finger and CCCH-type domains 1b (gene rc3h1b). Lineage: Eukaryota; Metazoa; Chordata; Actinopteri; Cypriniformes; Leuciscidae. The transcript is spliced from 19 exons. Gene Ontology annotation, molecular function: metal ion binding. Bases 376 to 3696 code for a protein of 1106 amino acids. The record is from RefSeq and is a predicted model, not a curated record.